Messenger RNA from Nerophis lumbriciformis (worm pipefish), 1163 nucleotides. It is a transcript of the gene dmrt1, whose product is annotated as doublesex and mab-3 related transcription factor 1. Lineage: Eukaryota; Metazoa; Chordata; Actinopteri; Syngnathiformes; Syngnathidae. The record is from RefSeq and is a predicted model, not a curated record. Gene Ontology annotation, cellular component: nucleus. Gene Ontology annotation, molecular function: DNA-binding transcription factor activity, RNA polymerase II-specific; RNA polymerase II cis-regulatory region sequence-specific DNA binding. Gene Ontology annotation, biological process: regulation of transcription by RNA polymerase II; sex differentiation.
GCGCCAGCAGGACGGGGAGGGCCGCCAACCUUACAGCCUCCGCCACGCUGAGCGUUGCUUUCAUUUCCCAGCGCCCUCCAGACAUGAGCAAGCACGCUCGGCAGGUGACCCCGCUGGGCGACCGGCCCCCGUCCCCCGGCAAGGGCCAGAAAAGGAUUCCCAAGUGCUCCCGCUGCAGGAACCACGGCUUCGUGUCGCAACUGAAGGGACACAAGCGCUUCUGCAAGUGGAAGGACUGCCAGUGCCAAAAGUGUCGGCUGAUCGCCGAGCGGCAGAGAGUCAUGGCGGCGCAGGUGGCCCUCAGAAGGCAACAAGCUCAGGAUGAGGAGCUCGGGAUUUACAGUCCGGUCGAUCUUUGCAGUCCGGGCUCGGUGAUGAAGCCCGAAGGCGGCGCCGACUGCUUGUUCACUGUGGAUGGUCGACCCCUGGCAUCUAACGCCGCUUCCUCGCUUGGCGCCACAGGUGCAGAAAAUCACUCCAGCCCGACGGCCAGCCAACAGUCCGAUCUGCUGCUGGAGACCUCCUACCAACACCUCUACCAGCCUUCCUGCUACCCGGGCUACUACAACAACGUGUACAACUACCAGCAGUACCAGAUGCCCAACGGAGACGGCCGUCUGGCGGGCCACAACAUGUCCCCCCAGUACCGCAUGCACCCCUACUACCCGGCAGCCCCGUACCUCGGCCAGGGCCUGGGCGCCUCCUCCUCCAUGCCGCCCUUCUUCCCCACCGAGGACAACAGCUGCUCCGAGGCCAUGGCGGCCUGUAGCCAUGUCACACGUCGCCGUCGGAGAGGAGCCCUUGACCUUUCCUCCCGUCCAGCCGGCGGGCGGCGCCGAGGUCAAGACCGAGUUGGACGCCAACAGCGAGGCGAGCGACCUCCUCAUCGUCGUUGACGACGUCGGCCAUUGAGGAAAAAGGCCGGAUCACGCAUUAAUAUUAUUUUAUAAUCACAACAAUUGUAUUGAUUAAUGGAUGGUUAAGAACUGGUAGAAGUGACUGCUGAUCAAUGGAGGCAAAUUAAAGUGCAUUACAUUCUGCAACCAGCAGAGGCGCCAUUUGUUGACGUUAUGACGCAAAAACUUACGUUAGUAUGAAAAAUCGGUAAUGUUUACCCUGUACCACUUUUUUGAAAAAUACCAAUAAAAAGCCCUUGCUGAUAA